AUGGGAAACUUUCAACUCAACUGCAACUCUUAUGGGGUGCCUUUCGUGGUAGCUACUACCGAUUGCAAGCUCUCUUCUCAGUAUUUAGAAGGGAUCAACGUCAAAACAAGGAGAGAGUUUGUGGUGGAUUAUACAGAAAAUAAUGGUGAUAGCAGUGGUUAUCAUCCUCUGGUUUUGCAGGUAACCAAAUUUUCAUGUGGAGGGUUCACGAUUGGAAUGGGACUGUCACACUCUGUCUGUGAUGGGUUUGGUGCUUCUCAGUUUUUCAGAGGCUUAGCCGAGUUAGCAAGUGGAAAGACUGAGCCAAGUGUGAAGCCUGUAUGGGAGAGACACAGGUUAUUAGCCGUAAAACCUAAUCUCGAGUUUCCUUUCAACAUGGCUUCUCUUGCAACUUCACCAUAUCUGCCAGCCACUGAGCUUGUCAACGAGUGCUUCAAUGUCAACUUUGACACCAUAACAAGACUCAGACUGAGGUUGAUGAAGGAAAGUAGUACUGAAUAUAAUAACCAUGGAAAGAGUACUAAUUUCACUACUGUUGAGGUUCUUGGUGCCUAUGUUUGGAGAUCAAGACUCAGAGCUCUAAACCUGAACCCAGAUGGGAAAACUGUGUUUGGUCUAAUAGUUGGGAUCAGACCCAUUUUAAACCCACCUUUGCCUGAAGGGUACUACGGAAACGCCAUUGCAGCAGCAAACGUGAUCUUAACAGGGAGAGAGCUUGAAGGAUUACCGCUAUUCAAAGUUUCUCAGCUCAUCAAAGAAAGCAAAAUCCUCUGCAACAACAAUGACUACGUAAAGAAUUCGAUUAACAAUUUGGGGCAGUUGUGGGAGGUGAUCUACAAGAAUAUUGAAGGAGGAACUGGUGCAAUCAUGAUGUUGACGGAUUGGAGACAACUGGGUUUGAUGGAAGAAGUUGAUUUUGGAUGGGGAGGGUUGGUGAACAUGAUAACAUUACCAUGGAACCUGUUUGGGUGCAGUGAUUUCUGUAUGUUCAUGCCUCCUUGCAAAAUGGAUCCUUCAAUGAAAGACGGGAUUAGGGUUUUUACUUGCCUCCCAACAGCUGCCAUUGUUAAGUUCAAGCAAGAGAUGGAGGCUCUCAAAAAUGGUGCUGAUGCUUAA
Molecule: messenger RNA, 1116 nt
Organism: Carica papaya (papaya)
Lineage: Eukaryota; Viridiplantae; Streptophyta; Magnoliopsida; Brassicales; Caricaceae
Source: RefSeq, a predicted model, not a curated record